This is a messenger RNA of Acanthosepion pharaonis, 711 nucleotides long. The record is from the annotation of a GenBank genome assembly. Lineage: Eukaryota; Metazoa; Mollusca; Cephalopoda; Sepiida; Sepiidae.
AUGCUCUAUAUUUCAAUCUCUUUUCUCUCUCUUGAUCAUGCUCUAUAUUUCAAUCUCUUUUCUCUCUUUCAAUCUAUAUUUUCUUUUUUUCUCUCUCUUGAUCAUGCUCUACAUUUCAAUCUCUUUUUUCUCUCUCUCUUGAUCAUCUGUAUUUCAAUCUCUUUUCUCUCUUUUGAUCAUGCUCUAUAUUUCAAUCUCUUUUUCUCUCUUUUGAUCAUGCUCUAUAUUUCAAUCUCUUUUCUCUUUUUGAUCAUGCUCUAUAUUUCAAUCUCUUUUUCUCUCUUUAUUUCUAUUUCAAUCUCUUUUCUCUCUUUUGAUCAUGCUCUAUAUUUCAUUCUCUUUUUCUCUCUCUUGAUCAUGCUGUAUAUUUCAAUCUCUUUUCUCUCUUUUGAUCAUCUUAUAUUUCAAUCUCUUUUCUCUCUUUUGUUCAUCUCUAUAUUUCAAUCUCUUUUCUCUUUUGAUCAUGCUCUAUUUCAAUCUCUUUUCUCUCUUUCAAUCUCUUUUCAAUCUCUUUUUUCUCUUGAUCAUGCUGUAUAUUUCAAUCUCUUUUUCUCUCUUUUGAUCAUGCUCUAUAUUUCAAUCUCUUUUCUCUCUCUUGAUCAUGCUCUAUAUUUCAAUCUCUUUUUCUCUCUUUUGAUCAUGCUCUAUAUUUCAAUCUCUUUUUCUCUCUUUCUUCAUACUCUAUAUUUCAAUCUUUUUCUCUCUUUUUGA